Tachysurus fulvidraco (yellow catfish) is the source of this 7246-nucleotide messenger RNA. RefSeq names its product IQ motif and Sec7 domain ArfGEF 2b (gene iqsec2b). The record is from RefSeq and is a predicted model, not a curated record. The transcript is spliced from 15 exons. Bases 1577 to 6373 code for a protein of 1598 amino acids. NCBI's taxonomy places the organism in Eukaryota, Metazoa, Chordata, Actinopteri, Siluriformes, Bagridae. Gene Ontology annotation, biological process: actin cytoskeleton organization; regulation of ARF protein signal transduction. Gene Ontology annotation, molecular function: guanyl-nucleotide exchange factor activity; protein binding.
GAGAGAGAGAGAGAGAGAGAGAGAGAGAGAGAGAGCAUCGCCACAUUUCAUUUGUCCAUCACAGCACUGGACGACUGUGUUUGGAAUAUAUUCCAACGUGAUUUUUAUGAGAUUAUCAGCUGACAGACUUCUUUGUGUCUACUUGUAACUUGGUGAUUCUUUGUCGGGGCUGUUUGAUGAUGUUCCCGCCACUUCACAGCAUGGCCAACAGGAGCGGCACGCGCGCGUACUGUAGGUAGGACGCACCUGUGAAGUAGCCUCGUGCAUCGUGACGCUGAGGGACUGCGUUAUUAUCGUGUUGUCUGUUUUCUGUUCUCCGCAGUGCGAGUGUGUGUGUAGCGUUUAGCAAAAACACACGGGUGUGAACUACGAGUGAGGUGAGUGUCAGGAAGAGAUGCGAAGAAAAUGGAUUCUGAUAUACAAAUUCGCGUCCGACUCGCCGACUGACCGACAGAACUUUUGAUCCUUUCGAUUCGACUCCCAUUUGUGUCAUUUCUUUAGACUCCAUCCUUCAGGAACAAUAAGAAAUCAAAGCAUUUCUGAAGACACAUCAGGCACGAGCGCGCGCGCGUGCCAGCAUGAUUCCAACGCGAGUUACCUGAGAGGAAAAGGGCGGGAAGCGCGCGCUGGAUUGAAAAAAAAAAAUUAAAUAAAAUAACGGUCUCAUUCUUUGCUCAUUGCUCGCGCGCAGCAAACAACCGUGAACUUAAACCAUGGGUUGAAGAAGAGAAAUAAAACACUGUAAGUAAACCCUAGUGCGUUGUUUUUAGCCUGUUUCCCCAUCUUAAGUAUCCAUCAUUUUAAGCAGGACACUUAAAACGUACAAUGUAAAUAAAAAUAUAUUCGCUUUGGGGGUUUUUUGUGAUUAAAAUGACUUAUUUACGCAGUAUUAUUGUUUUUCGACACUUUCUCCUUGUUUAUUCGUGUUCGAACUGAUUCAGUUUCUCAAGACAUUAAAUGAUUUAAUAAAGUUAAAAAACAAACAAGAAACCAAAGGCUGAAGGCGUAUUGAGAGACAUUAGUGUUGUUUUUGUUGAUUCCCUACUCUGAACUCUUACCUGUCUGUGGGAAUCUGCAGCAAAGCUCAAAAUGGUGGACUGACUUUUCCUGAUCAAUUCACUUGUCUGUAUUACAGCAGUCACUCUCAACAUGUCUUUACUCUUCUCACUUCUUCAGACUUAAAUGGAUAUCUGUGAUGAUGGGGGCAGAAAUAGCCCAUUUAUUUUGUACUUUUUAUAUUUUCACCCUGCCUACAUUCCCCCGAAUAGUUUUUGUCAAGUAACAAUCUUAAGAAGAUGUGAAACCCACUAUUGACUCUUUUUAUCUAAACUGAAGACACCAGAUAUUUCUGCGAGUCUCCAAAAUGCCUUAGGGCAUCAACACCUACAAUGACCUGGACUGUAACAGUAGUCAGUGUAGUUGAACAUUCAUAGUGGUUAUCUACUACUAACUAUCAAAAUCACUUGUUUGUCCAAUAAUAAUUCUUUAAUUUAUUUACCCCCCCACUUGACUAAUUCAGUGGGGGGGGACUGAAAAUUACACUUGUGACCUUGCCUCUGGCACCAAAGCUUGGGUCAUGGAGUCAAACCCAGACAGCCCAAGCCGGGCUGUGGAGUACCUCCUGGAGCUCAAUAACAUAAUUGAGAGCCAGGCCAAGCUGCUGGAGACGCAACGCCGGCGAAUAGAGGAACUCGAGACGCAGCUCGACCGAGUCAACCAGGAGAACCAGGACCUCCGCUUAGACAGGAAACCUGGCGCUGACAUCUCCACACAGAACCACAAUCAUGAACAGAACACGACAAAGUCCAGUGGACCGUCGUCUUUGACAAACCACAACUCCACAAGUGUACACAAUAACAGCGGCAGUAACGUACCAUCAUCUACGGUUCCUGGCCCAGCCCGGAGGACCCACACCCGGCUGAGCCGAGGCCUAUCGUGUGGUUCAGCUCCUGUGGAGAAGGAGAGGGGAAGGCUAGAGAGGAAUGAUAGCAUUGGAACAAACAGCACAUCUGUUCUACGGAGACAACUGCACUCAUUUCCUAGUCUCUCCAUCCUUACCCAUCGCUGUAACGCCUCUUUCAUCAGCAAUCACCUGAGCGCUCAUAGCUACGAUCAUCAGUUCUGCUGCCCCUCCAGGCCAAGUAGGCCCAAGCCUCCUGCCUCUCUGACCACUGUCAAACCAAGUGUUGAUGACGAGCCUCGUGUCUCAGAGUCAAAUCCCUUUUCAGACAGCAGCAAAGCUCCUUAUCAGCAUCGCUCUGACUGCUACCGGGAAGGAAGUUGUGGCCCCCCAGGCCCUCGAGGGCCGAUUGUGGGCCCCCCAAGCCCAGUUUGCCUCACCUGGGCUCAGCACACCCGUAACCAGCCAGCUAGUUUGGCCUUACGCAAACAGGAGGAGGAGGAGAACAAGAAGUGCAAGGCUCUGUCUGACAGCUAUGAGCUCUCAACUGACCUCCAGGACAAGAAGGUGGAAAUGCUGGAGAGGAAAUACGGUGGCUACUUUCUGAGCAGACGAGCAGCACGCACCAUCCAGACUGCCUUCCGUCAGUAUCGCAUGAACAAGAAUUUCGAGCGCCUGCGCAGCUCAGCUUCCGAGAGCCGCAUGACAAGACGCAUCAUCCUGUCCAACAUGCGUAUGCAGUACUCCUUUGAGGACCGCCAGCCUCAAGCACAGCCUCAGACCUGCCACAGUCCUGGAAUGGGCCCUCCACAUUCACCUGACCUGGAGCCUGAUUCACCUGCACAACCAGAAUAUACCCAUUUAGAGGACUCCUUCUCCAAACAGGUGAAGUCCCUGGCUGAUUCCAUUGACGAUGCGCUAGCAUGCCGUCCAGGUAGAGACGACUCACAGGACGGCCUCGGGGACAGUGGGGCUGUAGACGACUUUGGUGAGUGCAUCUGGAGCAGCAACAGCCACCCGUCUCUCCGUCGGGGACUGGGUGAGCGGGAGCGAGGCAGCACAGGAGGUGGCCUGAGCAUGCACGAGGAUAGCACGGCCACGUCAUACAGCGAUGUCACACUCUACAUGGAUGAUGGUUUGCCCUCAUCACCACUCUCUCUGGACCGGGCACCAAGCAGUACAGACACUGAAUUCUGGGGGGGUAUGACCGGAGGUGUUGGAGGGCGAGAAGACAGCCGAGACACUGAGGGAGGUGGCAGCAGCAACAGUCGGCGCAGCACGCCAUGUACAGAGUGCAGAGAUUAUCGCCUCCGAGGGGCACAUUUGCCUCUACUCACAAUCGAGCCACCCAGCGACAGCUCAGUGGACAUGAGUGACCGUUCAGACCGUGGUUCCCUAGGCCGGCAGCUGGUGUAUGAGCAGGACUCAAGUGGGGGUUCCCCUCAAGGCACGCUAAAGCACAAUCCCAACGCCAAAGCGCAAGGCCAAACACGUCCGGCUAGCCACCCAAUAGCAACACACAUCCCGCACCAUGUGACUCAUCACCACCACCACCAUCACCACCACCAUCAUCACCAGUAUCCUGACACUCCAUCAUCUUCUUCAUCCCCCCAGCAACCCCCCACUACGCCACUCUCAUCCUCCUCUUCUGCACAGCUACCUUCUGGUGGCUUGGAUCAGCAGUGUUGCUCAGAUGGUGACAAUGACUCACUAAACUCCACCACAAACUCCAACGAAACCAUUAACUGCAGCUCUGGCUCAUCAUCCAGGGACAGCCUGCGUGAACCACUGCCACCUCUGGGCAAGCAGACAUACCAGAGAGAGAGUCGCCACAGCUGGGACUCUCCUGCUUUCAACAAUGACGUGGCACAGAGAAGACAGUAUCGCAUUGGACUCAACCUCUUCAACAAGAAACCAGAGAAGGGCAUUCAGUACCUGAUAGAGCGUGGCUUUGUGUCAGACACACCCAUUGGCAUCGCCCGCUUUAUUCUAGAGAGGAAAGGCCUUAGCCGACAGAUGAUUGGGGAGUUUCUGGGCAACCGACAGAAGCAGUUCAACAAGGAUGUCCUCGAUUGUGUGGUGGACGAGAUGGAUUUCUCAGGAAUGGAUCUAGAUGAUGCUCUAAGGAAGUUUCAAGCCCAGAUCAAGGUGCAAGGAGAGGCCCAAAAAGUGGAACGACUUAUUGAGGCUUUCAGUCAGAGGUACUGUGUGUGUAACCCUGCACUGGUGAGGCAGUUCCAGAAUCCUGACACUAUCUUCAUCUUGGCUUUUGCCAUCAUCCUCCUCAACACAGACAUGUACAGCCCAAGCGUCAAACCAGACAGGAAGAUGAAGUUGGAUGACUUUAUUAAGAACCUGCGAGGUGUAGAUAAUGGACAGGAUAUCCCACGUGACCUGCUGGUGGGGAUCUACCAGCGCAUUCAGAAGUGGGAACUAAGGACCAAUGAUGACCAUGUCUCCCAGGUCCAGGCUGUAGAGAGAGUCAUUGUGGGCAAGAAACCAGUCCUGUCUCUUCCACACCGCAGGCUGGUGUGCUGCUGCCAGCUUUACGAGGUUCCUGACCCUAACAGACCACAGCGCACAGGUGUACAUCAGAGAGAGGUGUUCCUCUUCAACGACCUGUUGGUGGUAACAAAGAUCUUCCAGAAGAAGAAAACCUCUGUGACAUACAGUUUCCGGCAGUCAUUUCCUUUGGUGGAGAUGCAAGUUCAUAUGUUCCAAAACUCCUACUACCCUCAUGGCAUCAGGCUAACUUCAGCAAUCCCAGGUGGUGAACGUAAGGUGCUAAUUGUUUUCAAUGCACCAAGUCAGCAGGACCGCACACGCUUCGUGAGUGACCUGAGAGAGAGCAUUGCAGAGGUGCAGGAGAUGGAGAAAUACAGGGUUGAAUCGGAGCUUGAGAAGCAAAAAGGUGUGAUGCGGCCAAGCCUUCUUAGCAGCAGUGUGGUGGGUGGAGGUGUGGGCGGAGUCAAAAACGAAGUUGUGAAUGGCAGCAUUGGAAGAUCUAGUUUGGAUGAUAAUUAUUCACCCAGUGAAGGCCUGAAACGCACUGCUCUCAGCUCCUCGCUUAGGGACCUGUCUGAUUCAGGGAAACGAGGUCGCAGAAACAGCGUUGGUUCCCUUGACAGUACAAUGGAACAGUCCACAGCCUCACCAGCGUUACCCAGUAGCCACUGUGCUGUCGAGUUGCUAUGGAACCGAAGACUACCGGCCUCACCGCCCCAUCCUGAGCCCCGGAGUGGGGGUGGGGGGUGGGCCGGGGCAGCAACACACACCGGCACCCGCGCCUCCUGGCACUGUGCCUCCAGCCUCCAGCAGCAGCAGCAGCAGCGAGAGAGGUGCCACCAGUGGGACAACAACCAGCGCCACCUCGUUCCUGGGAUCACUGUUUGGGACGAAACGGGCCAAAGCACCAGGCCCCAUCAUCCCGCCGGGGCCACCCUACCCCGCCCCUACGGUGCCAGCACCACCACCGCCUCUUUCCCCUUUGCCCCUGUGCCCUCAAGAGUCUACUGGCACGUCCAAGAUCCAGUACUGCCACACUAUGGGUGCGGGCAUGGCUGGGCACCCUCCACCACCGUACUGCCACCCGCACCAACGCUGCCAACACGGUGGUCCUCAACGGCAACAUGCCAUGCUACAGCGGGUCACACUACCACGCAGACCAACCCACAAUUCCUCCCCCUAUCUGCCACCGCUUUCCCAACAUGCUCUUCAAGCUCGCUUCGGGAAUUCGGGCAAUGGGGUCUCAAUGUGCGUGCCUCCUCCCCCCCUUUCUCCUCACUCCCCACUAUCCCAACACCCGCAGUUUGCCCUCUGCCACGCACAGCUCACACACUCGGCCAGAGGGGGCGCCGUUGUGGGCAAAACCCCACUAGCACUGUCACACUCACAACCACACCCGCACCAGCACGCACUCUCCCACGGGCAUACGUCGCACCCUGCUCAUCCGCCACACUUCGUGUUCGCCAGCCCGCCGCCGCCCUUCCCAGCACCCACUCCGCCACCCCUGCCAGCCUCCGCUCCACCCGGCGCGGCCCAGCACGCGUCGCCGGCCGUCCCGUAUCCGCCCCCGUAUCCACCGCUUUCCUCCAUCCCACCUCCCCCCCUCCACUCCCCUUUACCCCCCCCUUCCUCCCCCCUUACCCCUCUUACGCCUCUCUCCCCUCUCCCCCCCCCCUCGCACCCCGCCCCGCCACCGCCACAGGUCACGGCACCAUCGCCAGGUCAGACUGGCACAGUCGACCGGGUCAAAUCCAAGCCAGCCAGUCGGAUCAGCACGGUAGUAUGAGCAGGGGCAAGGGUAAGGUGCGCUCCUGGGGCUCACUACGAGGUCCCCUGGUGGUGGGAGGAGGAACAGCAGAAAGAUUGGAAGACAUGGGAGGAGGAAGCCGGACCAGGACGGAGGGCAGCAAGAAGAAACGCAACCUACUGAGACUCUGUUACUUUCAUUUGCGCUUCCCACAAGUAUAGAUGGUGACAGGGGGCAGACAAUGUGCGAGCACACGAUAAGCACAUUUAGAAAUACACUUCACAUGCAAAACAGGGUCUGUCAUCAUUCAGUGGAUUACAGUACAAGAAAAUCAAUUCUCUGAAAUGAUUAAAAGAAGCACAACUGACUUUAACUGAAAAUCUAAGUCUAAGUAACACUCUCAGUGACAAGCAAUUAAUUUCUUUGUUUGAUUCUCUUUUUUCAACAACAAAGUUUUAGCCAUAGCACAUAACCGAAAUAAAAAUGCAACCAGGCAUUAAACAUAUGGGCAUGUAUAAACAAUUGCACACAAAUCCUGACUAACUAAGUAUGCACAGGGAGUGAAUAAUAUGCCUAUAGCCAUAAGAGAAUGCAUUCUAAGAGUCAGAAACAUAAAGAGCUUGUCUCUGUCUGUAUAUUAAUGGAGGAAUAAAAGUAGGUCGUGCAGAUCAGGGAGACGUACAACAAACAAGUCUUUUUCCUCUACGAAAGAACGUUUUUAGCACUACCUUUGAAAACAGGAAAAAAACGCAAUAAUCAGUUACAAUAAGCAUUAAUUAUUUGAUGUUCAGCUUGUAGUGAGUCUUGCUCUUCUGUAUAAAGAUUGUUUUACAAGAGAGGAACAUUUAAAGAGCAUACUAAUUUGAAAUAUGAAUAAUUCUCCAUUUUCAAUGUUGCCAGUUAGAUAUAAAGCUUAGCCAAUUUAUGUAAAGAUCAGACAUAAACAAAUGACCAGUUGUCUGAAUUAGAGAAGUGCUUAUUUUGGCCAUAGUGCUAACCUCUACUCUUUUUUUAUUUUAUUUUUAAAAAUAGCACCUUCAUUUCGAAGUAUUACCAUCUUUGUAUGCCUGCUAUUAAAUUGGUAUUUUAAAGGG